GAGCAGAACGUCCAACAAGAGACGAUGAAGGAGGCCGAUCAACGGCUGUCCCCAUUACCCGAAAACGGGCCGGUGGAUAUGGACAAAGUAAACUACUACUAUGGAAAUAUAUCCAGAGAAACAGCCGAAUGGAUUCUGUGCGAACGAGGAUGCAAGGAUGGCUUAUACCUUCUACGAAAAUCUAAAGAGGAUUUUGUACUUUCGCUAUGCUAUGAGAAGAGCGUGCUUCACUACCGAAUUUCCUGUUUACCCGAGGGUACUUUCGUACUGGCCGGCACAAUGGACCAAAGCUUUCCGGAUCCUCUGCAGCUGGUGGAAAGUGUGGAAGGCUUGGCAACAAAACCUUUGCACCCAUGUCAGCGCUGCGUAGAAGCCAUUCUUCCUCCGACAUACUGGGGCCUUUCGGAAGAACAAGUAAAGAAGUUCAUCCUUCUUCGGUCGAGACAAUGGGGACUCGAUGAAAACCGGUUAGAAAAUCUGACGCAGCAGGAUGCCGCUGAUCUACGUGUGCUGAUCAGCAAGACGCUUCACGAAAUUCAGCCUUGGUUUCACGGCCCUCUAAGUCGACUUGAAGCCGAAGCUCGAAUUGAAGAAAUUGGACAUAUGGACGGACGUUUUCUAAUUCGCGAACGUGAUGACUCAAGCUACGCGUUGUGUUUAAGUCACGCCUGUACGCUCAAACAUUAUAAAGUAGACGUUCUCUCUUCAGGGGAAUUUGCCAUUCAGGAUGGUUAUGCCUUUCCCAGCCUUAUGUCGUUGGUCAGUCAUUAUACGCUUUUCGCGGACGGUCUUUGGUGCCCUCUGAUAGAGGCUGUGGUACGGCCAGACUCGCUUGACGAGAACACUUUCCUCAAGAACAUCUCGAAGGCGACAAGGCAUUUUUUCAACAAGUCCCCUAAGGCUAAACUUUUUGGUACCAUCCCUAAUAAGGGCCUGCUCAAUAAGAUCGUAUCAUCGAUUUCGACGCCAGGCUCAAAUACAUCGUACAGAUCGGCGAAGACGCUGCCAAGGUUACAUCAGGUCCGUAACACGGAAGCCAUGACAGGUUCGUGUUGUGGGGACGAAAACUGUUACCCUGGGGCUGGCGAGGCAGGCAAGCUACAGAAGUCCUCAUCAAUCGACCAUGUUUUACCAGGUUUUAUUCAGUACUUCAUGUCUCUUGACGGAACUACCCGUCGCGGCCGAAGAGCUCACGAGAGCAAACUUCUUGACGAGUUAGCUUGUGAACAAGCUCGUAAUAUGGAGCAACACUACAACCACUAUGGCAUGACGGUGCCCUCCAGCGGUGACGAAGGCGGCGGAGGCCAAAGUGGUGGUGGCGGCCCUCCUAGUGGACGGAUCGUUCUGACAGAAAAUGUCAAUCUAAACUGUUGCUCCGGCAUGCCUGUGCCUGCACCAGUGCCAGCCCCGCGAACUUCACUCGCACGAAGAGACAUCCUCAGUGAAGACCCUUCGGAUCCGGUCUACGUUAACAAUGACCAGCCAACGGCCCCAACGACGCAGACGCAAUUUCGGCAACAAGCCCAGCAGCAGAUAUUGGCAGGUCAAGUCGUUAGUGCUACUAACGUCGCUGUUGGACAUACAGAUGUACAUCUGCAAACCAUGACAGAUGAACACCGUCGGCAUCAUCAACAAGGCCAGAUCCCACACCACCUGAGUGGUUUACUAUUGUCUUACCGGAAGCCGAUGAAGAUUCCGAUUGAUUUGUCUCCGUCACCUCCAUUGAUCGACCUCUCCGAGGCGAACUAUGAAGAAAUCGAUUCUCUCAUUGAAAAAUGCCCACGACUUAUCCUCGAUAAGCUGCAAUACCAAAAGGAAAAGAAUUCAAACGAUCUCCAUUCAAGCAACGAACAGCAAACGGAGACAAUCGAUGAAAAUGUCGACAUCCCGGAAGUUGCCGAAAUUCCGAGCUUUAGCGAUCACGGAUUAAUCACUAGGGAUCGGCUGGAACGAACUAUUGCGGAGGCGAUUAAAGAAACUUCAGACCAGAUCAUUCAGGAAAUUAGAGCAGAAAUCCGAGCUGUGGACGAAAACACUCUCGCAGCUGGAGAGCUAUCAACAGAAGAGGUGCCACGAAGUAUUAGUCCUUCAUUGGACGACUUCGAUCCACUCUGUGCCGACAAUUUAAGCGGACCGCCUUCACCAGAACGACAAAGAAGUUUUGCUCAAGCGAUGGCUGAUGUACUAAGCCAGGAGCAGUCGGACGCAGCAUACAACGACGUGAAGAGAUGCUUACAAGGUGUUUUUCAUAUUGAGCGUGAAAGUCUACAGCUUAUCGAAAUGUUUGGCUGUGGUAACUUUGGACAGGUGCACAAGGCCAUUUUGCGGCACGACGGACAAGAAAUUCCCUGUGCAACGAAAUCGCUCCGGGCAGAAUUCUCCGAGGCAUCCAUGGACGCUUUGAGUCAAGAAGCAGAUCUCUUGGCUUCGCUUGACCAUCCACACGUCGUAAGGCUCUUCGGUGUGUCCGAGAUUGACACAGGUUUAAUGAUGGUUAUGGAACUCGCGCCCCUCGGACCACUUAAUCGCUUUUUACGAUAUAACAGGGAUACGCCCGCUGUAGUUAUAUUAAAAUUGAUGUUGCAAGUUGGCCGAGCUAUGGAGUAUCUGGAACAGAGGAAUUUUGUACAUCGUGACCUUGCCGCGAGAAACGUUCUUCUUGUCAACACAGAAUUUGCCAAAAUUUCCGAUUUCGGCAUGAGUCGUACGCUCGGUAUCGGCCGUGAUUAUUACAAGGCCGAAACAGCCGGCAAGUGGCCCCUGAAAUGGUAUGCGCCAGAAUGUAUCUACUACUUCAAGUUCAGUACAAAAUCGGAUGUAUGGAGCUACGGGGUCACGCUCUGGGAGGCUCUAAGUUAUGGCGAACGACCCUACAAGAAUUUGGCUGGCCAAGACAUUUUGGUUAUGUUUGAGAGCAAUAAGCGAUUAGAAAUGCCGGACGAAUGUCCACCCGAAGUGUAUGACAUUAUGUGGAAAUGUUGGGCAUACAUGCCUGAAGACCGUCCGAGCUUCAGCGAAGUAUGUGAACUAAUGAAAGGAGCCAGCGAUGCGGGGGAAGCCGAAAGCCCACAUCCAUUAGAUCAGGGUGUGAUACCGACUCAGGGGUUCUUACCACCUCCGCCUGAUCUUGAAGAAGAUGUCGAACUCAACGAGUUGCUGCGGCUUGAAGAACAAUUGGCUAAUACUGUGCCCGCAAUCGACGCUGAUGUUCCCCCUGUGAGCGUUUCGGCAUCGACUACUAACGAAACAUGCUGAGCCAGGUACAGGAUAAGAGAUGGUUAAUCGAAUCGUUUUGUCUCAGCUGACCCAAGCCCACAAACACGACGCGGUGGGCAGAAGUACCCUUGUUGAUUGCCUAACCGUCUCACAGUUACGAGUAAAAUACGAAUUCAUCUGCUUACAGGUGUUCGUGGUAAUACAGCGGUCGCUCUCUUCAAUUUCAGGCUUCCGUGUAACUUAAAUGGUGUUUAAGUGUAAUCUACGCACUAGCUGAUGAUAAUGUAAUUUAUUAUUAAUUAAUAGUAAUUGUGACUAAUAGCAAAAAGUGAGGCGACCGACUUGUUGUUGACACCCAUAAAUGUCGUCGCUUAUAUACUACAAUUGCAUAAAAAUAACGCCAUAACCGAGUACGGUGUCGGUUCUAUAUAGCGACAAAAGCAAGCGGGGUUCAAGAAGCACAGUUCUGGGACUACUUAUUGAUAAUAGGUGGCAAAGGUUUAAUUUCAGUAUUAUACGCGUACGAACACGCUCACUCAUAGGCACACGCACAUAUGCAAAGUAACGUGUUAUACCGACACACGAACCAAACAAAAACACGAUACGAAAAGGUUAUUCACUCGUAGUUCGUUAAAAAGCGGCGGUUUUUCAAUAAAGUCUGCCAAAAAAGGUACACAAUUAAUAAAAGCACACCGGAGCCAAGCGAAAUGGAUGGCGGUAACGAAGACACCCUGUCUAAAUGCUGAGACAGAUUGGACAGCGGGAAACGUUCAGUAACAAUGACAAAAUAACGGUGUAUAUGCGUGCCGAAAUAAAAACUAUAUAUAAUCGCAUUUAUAGGAUAAUAUAAUAGCGCGACGUGUGCUGCUUAAUAUAGUGAAUGUAUGGUAGCGUUAACGUUGAAUGAAAGCGAACGACCGGUAGGGUAACUGUCUGUAUGUUUUU
This is a messenger RNA of Varroa destructor (honeybee mite), 4161 nucleotides long. RefSeq lists its product as uncharacterized. The record is from RefSeq and is a predicted model, not a curated record. NCBI's taxonomy places the organism in Eukaryota, Metazoa, Arthropoda, Arachnida, Mesostigmata, Varroidae. Gene Ontology annotation, molecular function: ATP binding; protein tyrosine kinase activity. Gene Ontology annotation, biological process: protein phosphorylation.